Rosa rugosa (rugosa rose) is the source of this 669-nucleotide messenger RNA. RefSeq lists its product as uncharacterized. The coding region runs from base 1 to 669 and encodes 222 amino acids. Lineage: Eukaryota; Viridiplantae; Streptophyta; Magnoliopsida; Rosales; Rosaceae. The record is from RefSeq and is a predicted model, not a curated record. The transcript has a single exon.
AUGGCUUAUUCUAUUCUCCUUCAUGGAGAGCCUUCUUCUCUAAUUACUCCUACACGAGGCAUCAGACAAUGUGAUCCUUUAUCACCUUAUUUGUUCAUCUUAUGCAGUGAAGGGUUGUCAGCGUUGAUAUCACAAGCUGUGCAACAACAUACCAUUCAGGGACUUACUAUGUGCCCUCAAGCCCCUACUUUGCAUCAUCUCUUCUUUGCAUAUGACAGCAUACUCUUUGGCUCUGCUACAAAUGAAGAAUGUCUACAAUACAAAUUGAUUCUUGAUACUUAUGAAAAGGCCUCAGGACAAAAGGUGAAUUUUCAGAAAAUCAGUGUUGUUUUUAGUAAUAAUGUCAAGGAAGAUAGACAAAAACAAAUGGCGGCUAUUCUGGGGGUUAAAUGUGUCAAAGAGCAUGACAAGUAUCUGGGAUUACCUAUGAGAGUUGGAAGAUCCAAGUCUGCCAUUUUUGCUUCCAUCAAAGAAAAGUUGACAAAGAAGUUAGUAAGUUGGAAGACAAAAAUCCUGAGUGCAGCAAGAAAAGAAAUUCUCAUCAGAGCAAUGACUCAAACUAUGUCAUUGUAUGCAAUGAAUUGCUACUUAUUGCCAAAAACUCUUUGUGAUGACAUUCAUCAGCUAUGUGCAUCAUUCUUUUGGGAAGACACUAAUGACAAGAAUUGA